Messenger RNA from Acytostelium subglobosum LB1, 2358 nucleotides. RefSeq lists its product as hypothetical. Gene Ontology annotation, molecular function: structural constituent of nuclear pore. Gene Ontology annotation, cellular component: nuclear pore; nuclear pore cytoplasmic filaments. The transcript has 3 exons. Lineage: Eukaryota; Evosea; Eumycetozoa; Acytosteliales; Acytosteliaceae. The coding region runs from base 1 to 2358 and encodes 785 amino acids. The record is from RefSeq and is a predicted model, not a curated record. Gene Ontology annotation, biological process: RNA export from nucleus; protein import into nucleus; post-transcriptional tethering of RNA polymerase II gene DNA at nuclear periphery.
AUGAAGAAUAAGAUAUCUUUGAAGACUACCUUUGGUACCUUCAACAACAAUGCUACACCAAGAUGGGGAUUCGGACCCACAACUGGACAAGCAGAAAAUAGGCCAACAAUCUCAACGUUUGGGCCUUCAACAACAAACCCUUUCAACACAACUCCAACAACUACCAACUUUAACUUUGGACUCGGUACCAACACCGCCGCCACCACCAACCUGUUUGGAACUCAGACUCCCGCUGCACCAGCCACAGUCUCCACGUUCAACUUCUUCACGCCUGCGCCUACAGCCACAGCCACUACCAAUGCCGGUCCAUUCCAGUCUCUUACGACAAACAAUGGAAGUACCCAAACAAACUUGUUUGGCAUGGCCACAUCACCUACAACCGGUACUGGCAACCCUCCUUACAAACAGACGUCUGAUUUGGAGACCAUAAAGGGAGAGCCUACCAAGUUCUUUAUCAACUCCAUCAGUGCAAUGAAGGAGUAUAAGGACAAGUCUUAUGAGGAGCUCAGACAUGAGGACUCAAAGAAACCAGUUGGAGCGUUCCCCAAUCCUUUCCCAAGCUUCUCCACCACUGCGCCAACUGUAACGCCAACACCAGCGCCAUCUGCCUCUCCAAAUGCGUUUAGCAAUUUACUCUUUGGCACCAACAACAACACUGCUGCUCCAGCAGUUACACAAUCUACAUGGUCCAACCCAUUCACAACCAAUACUACUACGACUACUACCAACCCAUUUGAUGCCAACCCUUUCAAAACAAAUCCAACUAUACAGUUCAACAACAAUACAACAACAACAACAACAAGUCCAGGUUCAAUCUUCAACAAUCCAUUCAACACAACAACGUCCAAUGCUUUGACACUAGGCAUGUCAUUCAUUGACCAUUCAAUCAAACCAACACCAUUGCCAAUAUUCAAUAUCAACAACGGCAAUACCACACCAACGUUGUUCAAUCCUCAGACUUCUAUGUCACUCAUUACUCCAGCGGCAGUAUCUACUACUGCUCAGGACCCUAAGACAUUCUCAUGGCUUACCAGUACAUCUGCCAACCCAGUGUCUACUGCUCCUGUCCAGACCACCAAUACCUUUCCCAACAUCUUCCAGACCGGCAACACUUCCACGUUGUUGUCAAACAACACCAACGCCAACAACACCAACAACACCGCUCAGGUGUCAAUCUUUGAUAAGCCAACAUGUGGCUGGCCCACAACAACACCAACAUUUACUUGGACAACACCAACUUCCACAACGUCCACGUCAACGUCAACAACAAAUGACAAGCCAAUUUACUCAAACUGUUGGUUUGGAUUGGCUGCCAAUUCUUCAUGUCUGGGUAAUAACCAGACCACUUCUACAAUGAUUGGGGCGCUUGAGCCAAUCGCCCAGCCAACAAUCAAGUUGAAUGAUUCCAUUGCCUCCGAGAACCCCUACUUCCCAACGACCAAGGCCCAGACCUUGCCCAAGGUCCUCUUCACAGCAACAAACAAUGUUGCCCAGGUCAUCCCCACGACCAUCACUUCAGUCGCUGCAACUGUCCCAGCCACAACAACUCCUCAGGUGUCCACAUCCAGCACCACCUCCACAUUGCAGUUGUACACUCCAAGAUCAACCACCAAGUUGGUUCCACGUAGAUUCAAUGCAACCCAGGCAUCCGAAGCACCAGCACAACCAAUUAGCAAUAGCAGCCGCACAACAACAACAACAACAACAACAUCAACAAUCACGUUGGAUGACUUUGUUACCAAGUACUCAAAGAGUCUCACAGUUAGCACAGCAUCCGAGACUGCCGCUUCUCUCAGGAAGCCAGCUCAGUUGUUCACUACUGCUAAACCAACUGGAGAUGUUCAACAACCAGCCCCAGUGUCAUCACGUAAAGUCAAGGUCCAUCAAUCAAAGCCAGUCGUACAAGAGAUCAAGUCCAAUCCAAAGGCACCAAAGUUGACCCUCACUGGAUACGCAUGCCGUCCAACUAUUGAGCAGCUCCAAUCAAUGUCUGAUAAUGAGUUGGCCGCCGUCAACAACUUUUAUGUUGAGCGCAUUGGAUAUGGUUCAGUCUUGUUCCUUGGCAAUGUUGACCUUAGAGGACUCGACCUGGAUCAACUCAUCGUAUUUGAGAAGAGAGAGAUCACCGUCUACCCUGACGACUCAAAGAAGCCAGCCGUGGGAGAGGGUUUGAAUCGCAAGUCAAUGAUCACACUCCAAGAGUGUUGGCCACAGAACAAGGAUGGAACAUUCAACAAGUCCGAGAAGCAUUUCGAACUCUACACCAAGCUCUUGAAGAACAGAGAGCGACAAGGAGCACACUUUAUCGAUUACGAUGGUAACGAGGGAGUGUGGCGAUUCAAUGUGGACCACUUCUAA